CGCCAUAUUGGAAAAUAAGAAUAUCAACAAAGACGCAAAAAUUUGAUUUUUUAGGGAAUAAAACAAUACAAAAACAGUGGUAAGCCUAUGAUAUUUUUAUUACGAAAUUAUAUACCUUCUUUGGCUGCUUAUUAGUUGAAUUUAGAGCUAGGAUCGGUUUUAAACGCAUGUUUUUUUCUAUAUUAAAACGAUCAUAGAUUCAUAGUUUCAUGUUCAUCAUGUUGUGCAUACAUAUUUGUGGCACCCAAUACUUAUCAAAUUGAUGCCAAUCUGCAAAGCCUUGUACAUGCAGAUAUUUUAGGUGCCAAGUGUAAUCGGUCAGCAACUCGAGAAUGGCUUAGUAAGGCACCCUCACCCUGCAUUGCUAAUAGCCUAUUCAGGCUAUUCUGCUAUUCACUCCACCAAAAGAUAUUCAUUCAGGUGUUGAAUUAAACUAUAUUAGAUAGCUCUCUUCCCUAGAAAGUCCUAUCUCCUAAUGAUUCUAGUGUUACUGCAGCAGAAGGAAAGUUUGCGGAAAAACCCUGUGAUGUGAAUUCAGUAGCCUGUGCACAGCCUGUAUUAUACAGGGUAAUACAGGAUGUGCACAGGCUAUGAAUUCAGUGGUUAUUAUGUCUUAUUAUUUGCAAAGCUUUCAAUCUGCGCUGAAGAACCAGGAUCUUCAAGAUCCUGGCUUAUGGAUGGAAAACUCUGCAAAUAAUACAUUUACAUUGUAUUUCCACGAACCAAAAUUGAUAUUACUAUUUGUUAUGCAGAAUUACAAGGAACUUAAUUGAACUAGUAGAGUAUUAAUUGUUUUUGUUUGUGGAAACACCACAUAAACAAAAACAAUUAUAUUUUAUUGCCAUGCAAACAUACAAAGAACUUAGUAGAGCAUUCUUGUCACAUGUGAAGGAGCUGAAAAUAUAAUCAGACUACUGCAUAUUGUAGAAAUCAUACUCCAGUCACAAAGGUAAAGACUUAAUAUUUUCAGGAAUUAAGGUUAACGGUCUGACCCAAGAGGAAAAUGUCGGCUGUGUCACGGUCAACAGCAUUGUCAAGAAAUGCCAAUUCUCAUCAUUCAUCCAGGAACAGAAUGGGAUCACGUAAGAAACUCAUGAAGUUUAAAAUUUUUUGUAAAAUAUUAUUUUACUGUUGUGGGCUUGUGCAAGUGACGACACAACACGUAUUUGUUGCCAUUUUGAGUGGCAAAUUUAAAAUAGUUCAUUAAAAGCAAACACUGUGGUGACUGCGGCUGUUGCUUUUGUUUGAGCAUUUGGAAGAGUUAUGCAUGACGGUUCACAGCUGUGUGGUAGACAGUUGAAGAAAAGAUUUUUGCCACCCAGAAUGGCAGAUUAUUUUUGAUAAUACAAAUGUAUGUCAUACGUACUGCAUGACCUGAAUACAUUGAAUUGUGACUUUUGUCUAGGACCCAUCUCAACAGACACAGCACAUGUUACAUUCCAACCAAAUACAAAACCAGGUAAAAUAUUGCCAGAAAAGAAAGUUGUCAGGUUAGGUUAGGACCAGACUGCAAAGCUGGGCACUUUUCAACAAGAUCUCGGGUAUGCAAAUGUUAGGAAAUCAAAGUGCAGGUGCGCAAAACAGUCCCAAGUGCGCAUCAAGAUUAAAUUGCAAAAAUUGUUAUAAAGUACAUCCCAGGUGUGCUGAAAUUUCUGCUUAAAAAAUAUGGGGUGCGACGUUGACCAACUCUGCAGUUUGGGGUUCAAUGUCUUUAAUAGGAUAAACAUAGUUAGGAAAGUAAUAUCACAAUUGUUGUAAAGAUAAAUAGUCUAGGCUAUAUACAGAUAAUAUAAGUAAGCAUUUAAUACUUCGCAAGAAUUGAAGCUUGAAGUUUCCAUCAGCCCUACGUGAAGUCAGUUAAAACAAAGAAUCAACUACAGUAAAAAGUUUUAUGAACUCUUUUUCAUUUAAAACAGCUACCUGGCUUCAUUCUUCAAUAUUAUUUCUUUGCAGACAUGUACAAUCCUAAGAAUAACCCAUUCAAAGUUCCAUUGGAUAAUGAUAUUUUCACGCUUCGUGAACGAGAAAGAGACGCAAAACUACAGGUAAAACUUUUAAUAAUGACAUUUGAAUAAAAAAUUUGGAAAACCUUUUAAAUACAGUAAAUACUUACACUACACACGUCUUGUCCUCCUUUUUUCUUACAAAAAACUUGAACUUCUAACAGCAGAACACUAUGACUUCGUUUAAUUCUUUUAAAUACAAUAUUUUCUCGCUUCAAAACGUUUCAAAUUUCAUGAAAAUUUGCAAAAAAAAGAACAAGAUCUAGAAAUUACAGCAUUUUUAAACCUCGCCCCAGGCUUCCACUCGGUCUCGGCGCGAAAAAAGCGCUUGUAUUUAAAAUUCCCGCGUCUACAAAUGGAACAGGAAUAAUUUGCAUACGGUUCCAGACCUGUACAAACGAUAAUAUCCUAGUUCUAUAUUUCUUUCUUUCUGUGUCCACACUCUAGCAACGUAAAGAGCAGCACAAACUGAAAGUACACGAGAAGACUACCUAUGCAUCACGUGUCAACGCCAAGACUGCGGAAAUGAGGAAGAUUGUGGAUGACGUAGACGAUGAGGAGGAUGAUAUAGAUACCAAGGAUGAAGAUGGGGUUGUUAAAGAUGAUCCACAAUUCACACUUGCUAUCACUAGAGGUAGUGUUUUUAACCAACCUUUGGGGGUUACAUUUUCAUGUCACGCAGUCACGAAAUAUGAUUGGUUAGGAGGUUUAUAGGGUUUGGAUUAGGUUUCGUGAUUGCGUGACAUGAAAACUUUGAACUUUUGUUAAAGUUUCAAUUUUUAUUUCUACCAACUCACUGAAGAUGGGCUUGAAAUGCCAAAAACCUCUGCUUGAAUUCGAGGACAGCGUGUGUAUAUUUCCAAAUUCCUCUGACUCGCAUCAUUUUUAUUUCAGAUCGUAAUGUUGAGAAAGAAAAUCUCUCAGAUUUCAUUGCAAAAAAGAGAGAAAUGUUUCUAGUUCAGGUACGAAUAUUUCCUGGACAUUUCUAGGAACUUCUGAUCAAAUGACAUCUUUUCCCGUAAAAUAAUGUCUCUAUCAUUUCGUUGCAGUAUUCGUUAGGUGUUAAACGAGAUGAAAUGAGAAAGUUGGAAGAGAUCGCACAAGCGGAAGAGAAGAAACUAGAACUAGCAGAGCAGUACCUUGAGGAAGACGCUCAAAUGUUUGAUGAAUUUUUAAAAGAAAACGAUAAGAAUUCUGUCGAUGCUAUCAAAAUGUACGUGAAUCAUAAUAAAGAGGUUCAAAUUUGACUUCGACUAUACCGUUAAUGGACUAUUAACCAAUCAAAUGCGUUUCAUAUAUCCGAUUAACCAAUCAGAUGCGUUCAAUCGUUUGAUACAUCCGAUUAACCAAUCAGAUGCGUUUCAUCGUUUGAUAUAUCCGAUUAACCAAUCAGAUGUGAAUACGUGGAAGCCAAAUGUGAACCACUCUAAUAAUCCCCACCGAUGUCAAGAAGUUAUCGUAUAUCUUACAAUUCCAAGAUUUCGCUGGAGUUUUUGUGAAAAAAGCCCGUAUGAACCCUUAAUGAUUUAAAAUGUCAUUUCACUUUAUUAUAUAGAGCGGAAAACGAAACAAAGAUAAAGUUGGAAAAAGUGUCUGAUAUCAAGAAAAUCAAUGCUCAAAUGAUGGCAAUUAAAAGUGAAAUAUCCAAGAACGAAGACACGCUGAAAGACUACAUGUUAUAUAAACAAUUCCUGGACAUACUCACUCCACCGGUGUGUACAUUUAUAUUUCACUUUUGUUGUUCAGUUGUCUAGCAAAUAAUAUUUUAUUUGUUUGUUUGUUUGUUGAUGCACAUGCAAAUUUUAUGUUUGGAUAUUAGGAUCUUCCCUUUUUCUCAACUAACUUUCUUUAUUCUUAGUAAAAUACCGUAAUCACUAAAUCAGUUGAAUUUACUUUUUAUUAUUAAUAGGAAUUUAAAAAAAAGGCAAGACUCCGAAGACUAGAGAAGGUAAUGAGUAUUAAAGGAAAAUAAUUGGUAAUUAGAAGGGAAAUAAUUGGUAAUUAGAAGGGAAAUAAUUGGUAAUUAGAAAGUAAUUAGCCCAGAAGAAUAACCGACAACAUCCAAUCAAGGUCACCCUAAUACCAUUAAAAAAAUCUACAUUUCACAACGUUCAUCCAAGAUUCGUUGCAACUCUCUUCUAACAUUCAUUUCCUGUUUCCAGCAACGACAGAAAGCUGCUGAGGCUCACGCCAGGCCAGGAAAUUAUUUGGAAAAAGGUUUGUGGACUAUGAGCAAUAUCACAAGGAUUGUAUUCAUUUACUUAAGCCAAAGUAACCAGCGAAAACAUGUUUGAUGUUAAGACUGGUUUACACUCAGUAAGUUUCCUCAAACAUUUCUUACAAAUCCUUCAAAACUUAGAAUUUACCAAUGCAAAAUUCCUACUGUGAUCAGAGAAAUCUUUGAUAGUGAAAACCAUUAACCAAUACUUGGCUUCAUUUAGUUUCUCCUGGUGGACUGGCUGAGAGAAAGCAUAGUCGACAAAGCAGAAAAGACAGUAAAGUACAGGUUGGAAGAAUUUCUCUUUAUAUCUGGGAGGGGGCAUCAUUUAAAUGAGCGAGUGCAGUUGUAUUUUUCAGGUAGUUGAUUCCCUAUCAAACCUGAUGAAGUUGAUUACACUACACCGAUAUCUUGGAGUAUCUACCUAUAAUCAAAUUUUUCCCAAACAUUAAUUUAUAUUUUGUAGAUCAAGCCAAGUAGUUCGGCCAUAACUCACAGAUCACACACAAAUACAAGAGUAGAGAGUGCCAGUGAUAGGUCUGUGACGUCAUCGUCACAUCACGAGUCAGAAGAUGAAAGUAGUGAUGAGGUGAGUCACUUUAAGUUUGUUGAUCUGUAUAAAGUGAACUGGAAUGUGUUGAAGUUUGUUUAUAAAUUUUGCAUGACGAAUAGUAAUCUUCACUUGCCCGUAUUUUUGAAUGAUAAAUAAUCUUAACCGAUAGCUGACAGACGAUGAAAGCAAUUUUGGAAGUGACAAAAUCUUACAAAAUAUCAUUAAAACUGACAUCUGACAACCAACAUCCAAAAGCUUCCAAAUUAAGGCUAGUUCACACUAUAAAAGUUUCUGUGAUCACAGUAGGAAUUUUGCAUUGGUAAAUUCUAAGUUUUGAAGGAUUUGAAAGAAAUGUUUGAGGAAACUUACUGAGUGUUAUAAAGGAUGGUUUAAAGUUUCUGUGAUCACAGUAGGAAUUUUGCAUGGGUAAAUUCUAAGUUUUGAAGGAUUUGUAAGAAAUGUUUGAGGAAACUGGCACACACUCUGUUUAAGCUGGGAAUCUUCAUUCCUCUCAUAUUUUCUAUUUCUAGGAGCCAGAAUUAUAUUUCACGGACCCACAGCAACUGCUCGAUAUAUUCACAGAGUUAGAGGAACAGAAUUUAUCUCUGAUUCAAAACAGUCAAGAAACUGAAGAAGCUUUAGAGGAACUGAAACAAACAAUAGAACAGACGAAGACAAAAAUGUAAGAAUUCUUUAGCCCCAGGGAGACUUCCUACACGGAAUUAAGUUUCAUUUUGACGCCCACGAUUGACGGGUUACGAACCAACAAAUACAAGAGUACACUCUUUUUUAGGGACAAAGAGACAGAAGUCCUUAAACAACAAAUAUCUUUACUAAAAAAUGCCAUAUACCGAGAACAAGAAAAAUCUGCAGACUUGGAGAUGAAAUCAAAGUAAGAUAUGUUCCUUCACUUCCUUGUAGGUUUGAAUCGCAAUAAUGGUAAAUGACCUCCAAUUGGAGUCAAAAUACUUGCUGAAAGAUUUAACAAUUCCUCUAUAUCUAUCUAGAAUGUUUUCGUAUGGUGAAUUCAAAGCUGAAGACCAGGAACAAAUGUUGAAAGCUUUGAAUAAGAAAGUGGAGGAAGUUUAUAGAAAUACAAUCGGUGAUAAUGAAGCAAAUAUUAGGUGAGAAUUUUUACUGUACCCUGCCUGUUAAAAUUUCUUGACUACUUUUACAUGAAUGUCUUGAGUGUGGAACGAGAAUUGAACAUGUAAUCUAGAUAGAUAGAUUGGUUUAUUUAGAAGCCUUAUUUGCAGCAAAAGCUGAAUUACAAAGUCAAAGGUUUACAGCAAUAAUUAAUUUGUAGUAUAAAUUUACAUCUAAAAAUUCUUAGUUAUAUACAGUUAUUUACAAGGAAUGAAUCUUGUUGUAGUUUAAAGCACUUGCGUUCACAAAUGUAUUUUUAAAUCUGUUCGUUUUGCAACGUGGGAUGACGAAGGGAUGCUUACUUCGGAGGUUCACUUUAUCUUCUCUAGUAUUUGGCUGUACAUACUUGUAUAGUUGUUCUUCUUGUUGCACGACAAUUUUGUCGAAAAGGGUGGAGCAAAGUUCAUCUCUACGUUGAAAUAGAUCUAAGAGAAGAAACUAUGACAGUGUUUACUUUAACAACCACGUCACUGAACUCCCUUCUCAAUAAUCUUUAGGGUUGUGUAUUAUGUUUGUUUAUCAUUUCAAAACAUGCUUAGUUUCAUUUCUUUUCUUUCCUCUCAGUACUUUGCAAAUGUUGACGAAUAUUGAAAAUCGUCUUGAAGAACUGUUUGAACAAAUUGAAAUGAUGCCUCCGGAGAAAGUCGAAAUGGCGGAAAAGGUACUGUAGAUAUGAGAAAAUCACGGUGAAAGUAUGUUGGUUUAUCUUCGCCACAACUUCUUCCAAUAUCUUGUUGUUAGGCAAAAGAGAAAGAACGUCGGCUGAGACUACGAGAAGAGAAACUAGAAGCGCAGAGAUUGCAUCAAGAAGAGAGAGUUAAACGAGCUUUGGAACGAGCCAGGGCUGAUCCCAAGAAAAAGGUAAGAUGGUUCACCAUUUCAGAUAGAUUAGUGUGUACUGCAAUUGUCACAUUACCAUCACCAUCAUAAGUAUUACUGUCAAUUCUGACUGUAUCAACAUUGAUAAUGUCACCAGCAGUAUCACCAUCAUUAUUCACAUAAAUACUUGCACUACCAUCUUUAUGAUACGACCACCAUUAUCACCAUCAUGAUCAUCACCACCAUCAUCAUCAUGAUCAUCAUCACCAUCAUCAUCACCAUCAUGAUCAUCAUCACCACCAUCAUCAUCAUGAUCAUCAUCACCAUCAUCAUCAUCAUCAUCAUCAUCAUCAUCACCACCAUCAUCAUCAUCAAACUACCUCCACCACCAAACUAACUGUAAAUUUUCUAUCCACCAUUCAGACUGGUCGUAAACUAAUGUUCCGCUCUGAACCUCCGCAAACAAGAAAGAAAGAGAAAGAUCUUGAAAAUAAACAAUCAAAAGAAGAGGAAGAACUGCAAUAUUUCUUUUCAUAAAAAAAUAUUUGAUAACUUUUUCUUAUGAAAUAUUCUUGUAUAAAUGUAUGUAAAUAAAUACCAAUAAAGAACACAAUCAGAAAAAUAACCUAUGGUCAGAAAAGAUUUUUUAUUUAACAAACAAAAUUAUUUAUGUUAGUAAGGUAGAAAGUGUAUUAAAUGACUUGUCAAAGCAAUUGGCCCAAAAGCAAAGCUUUUGUGUAGUUAGAUUCUAGCUAUGCAUGGAAAAUGAACAUUAAUUAACAGCUUUGUCAUAAAAUGACAACAUAAUAUUUUGAAUGUUGCAAUGCAAUGAAAGUUAUCAAAUCUAUCGGGACUUUAUCAAAGUUAUCAAAGCCAUCCAUGUUAGCAAGCUCUGUUUAUUCCAGAGAUUACUGUCAAAAUUUAAUAGACCUUUUCCAAAUUAUGUCCUAGUGUCAGUUUAACCUAUCUAUAUAAUUAAUAUUUAUUUUCAGGAAGGUUUUUUGAUUUUCAAAGGUCCUGAAAACAAAUCAAAAUAAAAGUCCUAAAAAUCUACAGUCAACAGUUUUUUUGGAAAUGGUCUAUUCCAUCUGUGAUACAUUCUUUGAUGAUACGAUUUUCAGCAGUACAGUAGCUCUUAACAUAUGUUUGAGGCGAACGUUAACGUUUGCUCUCAAACAAUUAGUAAUAAAAUAAAGUUAUUGUGAACAAUGAGGAUACAUGGUCAAUCUUUCAUUUCUCCAUCCUCCUCUUCUUCCUCUAUACCUCGCACGUACAGCACAUUAUUACAUCU
Paramuricea clavata is the source of this 8030-nucleotide messenger RNA. The record is from the annotation of a GenBank genome assembly. NCBI's taxonomy places the organism in Eukaryota, Metazoa, Cnidaria, Anthozoa, Malacalcyonacea, Plexauridae.